UGAAAUAUACGUAACUGUUAUUUGUUUUACAUCAAAAUUGUGAAUUUCAUAAACCAGUUUAAAUGCUAUAUUUAGAGAGUAUUAAGUAUUUAUGUUUUAAUAAUUUCGAUAUUAGAAUUAUUUAGGUGAUAUAAUAUUAUUAGUAGAUAUAGCAGAAACCUCCAAUGACAGAAAAUGAAAGUUAGUCUUUCCUUGAUUGUAACUCUAACAAUGGUAUUACACAUAAGCUCUGAAAGAAUAUACUCAAGAAAAAGAAGACAAGCGAUACAGUCAUGUGACAGUUUGGUUUUUUGUCAAGGGAAUCUUCUAGAUACGAUACAAAAAGCUAGAAUAUAUGCAGAUUCAAAAACGUUUGUGGAUUUAAGUCAAAUUAAUUCAGAGGAAGUUACUUUAAAAAAUUUCGAGAAUUUCAUGGCCAGCACUAAUAAUAAACCCUCCAAAAGUAAUAUUACCAAAUUUAUAAAAGCUAACUUUAAAUCUGAAAGUGAAAUGGAAGACUGGACACCACCAGAUUAUAAGCCAAAUCCGCCCUUUCUAAAAAGUAUUUACCACAGUGCAAUGUACUUUUUCGCGAAGGAUGUAGUGUCACUCUGGCCGAAGCUAGGACGAAGAAUAAAAAAAUCGGUAAAAGACGAUCCGUCCAGGUACUCUCUGAUUCCCGUGCCAGAAGGUUUCAUCAUUCCAGGGGGAAGAUUUCGAGAAAUUUAUUACUGGGAUUCAUAUUGGAUUAUUAAAGGUUUAAUAAUCAGCGAUAUGCACGACACAGCAAAGGGAAUGUUGGACAAUUUUAUCCAUUUAAUAAAAACACAUGGAAUGAUUCCUAACGGUUCGAGAGUGUACUACCUCAAUAGAUCUCAACCUCCUUUGUUCACUAUGAUGGUAGAUUUGUAUAUUUCGAGUCGGCCUGAUACCAAAUGGCUAAUAGCGAACGUGGAGCAUCUCGAUACAGAGUUAAUGUUUUGGAUCAAUGAAAGAACAAUACCUGUUACUAAAGAUGGUGUAGAGUAUAAAUUAGCUCAUUACGGACCUCAAAGUAAUACUCCUAGACCAGAGUCAUAUAACGAAGAUUUGAUUACUUGUGCCACCUUUCCGUCUGAUGAUGAAAAAGCAAGUUGUUACAUCGCUUUAAAAGCUGGUGCAGAAUCUGGAUGGGACUUUUCAUCCCGCUGGUUGUUUGAUAGAGAUGGAAAGACUAGCAGUAACUUAACCAGUAUAGAUACGAAAAGAAUUGCCCCUGUGGACUUAAACGCCUUUCUUUACAAAUCUUUCAGCCUAUUAUCAGAAUAUUAUGGAGGCUUAGGGAAUACAGGUAAAGAGGCAGAAUGGGCGGAGAGAGCCAAAACAUGGAGAGAUACCAUAGAAGCAGUUUUUUAUGACAAGGACGAUGGUAUUUGGUACGAUUACGAUACGAAAUUAAACAGAAAUAGAAAAGUGUUUUUUGCAAGCAACUUUGCGCCGCUUUGGGCCCAAGCUUAUGACCUUAAAAAGAAAUCCGAAUACGGAAAAAAAGCAGCAGAGUAUAUGAAAGCUGAAUCAAUCGACACAUACCUUGGUGGUAUACCAACAUCUGUCGAACAGAGCGGCGAACAAUGGGAUUUACCAAACGGCUGGCCUCCAUUACAGGAAUUCGUAGUACUAGGUCUUCACAUGACCGAACAUCCAGAAGCCCAAAAAAUAGCGAGAACCUUCGCCAACAGAUGGAUCAGCGCCAACAUGAAAGGCUACCAACGGGACAACGCGAUGUACGAAAAGUACGACGCCGUCGAACCGGGCGUAUACGGAGGCGGUGGCGAGUACGAGGUCCAGUUGGGGUUCGGCUGGACGAACGGAGUGGCCCUCAGCUUCAUACACACAUUCUAUAGCAGUGCUCAUUCCAUUUCCAAAGCCUUAUUAAAGCCGUACAUUUAUUUUGGGCUUAUUAGUUUAAUAAUGUACAUAAGUAACGUUUUAAGGUGAUCAAAAACUUAUCGUAGAAAAUCUCUUUACCAUAACAUAUUUUUUACCCACAGUGGCGGAUUAAUCGUUUAGCGAAGCGUUUCUUAACCUUUUUCAGUUCGCAGACCCCUGAAAAAUCAAGCAAAAUUUCAAGGACCCUCCUAAUUUAAAAAAAACAGAAAUUUUAAGACAAAUUACUUUACUACAAAAAAUUACAUUUUUAUAAAAAUUAAAAAUACUUUAUUAAUGUGAAUUAAUAAAUGGUGCUGCUUUUUCUUGCAACUAAAUUAAUAAUAUUCAGGUUGAUCUUUUGACUUAGUUGUAAUCUCAAAUCGGAUUCUAAUUGUAAUCUCUUUCUGUAUUCAGUGGCGGAUACAGAGGGGGUCCCAUGGCCCCCCCUAGAAUCUGUAAAUUGGGUUAAAUCUUAGGCUUUUGGAUUAAAAAUGGCGCCCUAAAAAGUAUAUUCUACAUUACUUUUUAUUUUGGGCCCCCCCUAAAAUAAAUUACUGUAUCUGCCCCUGUCUGUAUUUGUUUUCAUGUAUACAAGAGUAGAGAAUGAUUUUUCACAGAGGCAUGUGGAUGAGAAAAGCAGUAAAUGUUUCAGUGCUACCUGUGGUGCCUACUUCUGAUAUUUCUUUAUAAACUUUUUCUAGAUUCUCCCAAAAAUUUGAUAAAGAAGUUUCUUUGAAAUUAUGUUUUAAAGCUGAAUCACAUGAUAUUUCUAUUAACUCAUUUUUCUGUAUCGUUGUCAAGCCGUUGAUAUCUGAAACACCUGCGAUGAAAUCUGAAUGAUCUGCCUGAAAGGGUCUGCUAUCCAGUUUUUAUUGUCAGGUUCUGAAAAAUAUCCCAGAAAAGAUGACCU
Molecule: messenger RNA, 2797 nt
Organism: Sitophilus oryzae (rice weevil)
Lineage: Eukaryota; Metazoa; Arthropoda; Insecta; Coleoptera; Curculionidae
Product: trehalase-like
Exons: 6
Coding region: 175-1956 (593 amino acids)
Biological process (GO): trehalose catabolic process
Molecular function (GO): alpha,alpha-trehalase activity
Source: RefSeq, a predicted model, not a curated record